Stegostoma tigrinum is the source of this 2714-nucleotide messenger RNA. RefSeq names its product integrator complex subunit 12 (gene ints12). The transcript has 6 exons. The record is from RefSeq and is a predicted model, not a curated record. Gene Ontology annotation, cellular component: integrator complex. Gene Ontology annotation, biological process: snRNA 3'-end processing. NCBI's taxonomy places the organism in Eukaryota, Metazoa, Chordata, Chondrichthyes, Orectolobiformes, Stegostomatidae. Bases 142 to 1503 code for a protein of 453 amino acids.
UAUAAAUGUGGGACCGGAAGUAUCGCUAGGCAGAUGCUGAGUUGCUAGUAUGCUGAUAUUAGAAGCUUCCUGAGGUUGCAGCCCUGAUACUAAUCUGUAAUUGAUAUAUGUAUUCGACAUAUUCUUUCACGUUUGUAGGACAUGGCUGUUCCCAACCUAGAGCUGGACCCACUCUUCCUCAAAGCCUUGGGUUAUCUCCAUUCAAAAAGCAAAGACUCGGCAGAGAAACUGAAAGCCCUGCUAGAUGAGACCUUGGCUAGAGGCGGUGAUUCCAGCUUUCGACAGGCGCAAAAGGACAUUGAAACACCCAAGGUGACUGCCAGCAUCAAAUCCAGUUCAACAAAGCAGGAAUCCAAAGUGUCUUCAUCUCUCUCACUGGGCAACAAUGGUAAAUCCAGCUCCAAUGAGAAAACCAAGAAGGAAGCUGAAAAGAGACCUGGUGAAAAGGUUAAACUAGAUCCUUUGGAGGGAGUUGACCCCCAGAAAAAAGCCAGAUUGGAGAAAGCGGAGAAUCGAUCCUCUCCCAUUACUGUUCAAUCCAGCAAGGAGCUGCCAAUGCCUGACCUACCUGGCUUUGAGAGUGCAGAGGACUUUGCCAUGGAAAUGGGACUGGCGUGUGUCGUGUGUCGCCAAAUGACUGUUACAUCAGGUAAUCAGCUAGUUGAAUGUCAAGAAUGUCACAACCUUUACCACCAAGACUGCCAUAAACCCCAAGUAACGGACAAGGAUGUGAAUGACCCAAGGCUAGUAUGGUAUUGUGCCCGUUGUACAAGGCAGAUGAAGAAAAUGGCACAGAAGACACAAAAGGCUGCUCCAAAAGCUUCCACCUCAGUUGCCAGCGCUGCUCCUUCAGUCAAGGAUCCCUUGGUGAAGAAACCCGAAAUGAAACUUAAGCAAGAGGUGACCACAUUUCAGGCAUUCAAGAGAACAGAAGUGAAGGCAUCUUCAUCUGCUUCUGGGAAUUCCUCCAGUUCAAACACUUCCUCCUCUUCUGUUAGUGGACUUACAGGAUGGGCUGCCUUUGGAGCUAAAACAUCAACUGCAGCACCCUCCACAGCUAAACUGGGAUCGUCUGUGCAAAGCACCAGUGGGAAGCCUGCUGCAUCAUCCAAUAAUCAAAAGGCAGUGGGUCUGUCUGGACUGGCAACAUCCAAAGCAGGGCUGGGGUCAAAAAUGACCACAGGCAUUAGCUCCAGCACUGGACCUAUAAAGCCACCACCUCCCCUAACUCUGGGGAAACCUAGUCUCAACCGAUCAUCCAGCAACGACAAUGUUAGCAAGGUGGGCCUAACUGGACCAAGCAACAGUGGCAGCCAGUCUAAUAGUGGGAAUGGAGGGGGCACGUCCACUGCUACUAACAGCAACAACGGUGCCAAGACUCCCACUGAAGUUGGCAACUCUUCUGUUGUUAAGUUGCCAACCUCUCAAGAGUCGCAGCUUAAUGCUAUGAAACGGCUCCAGAUGGUAAAGAAGAAGGCGGCACAGAAAAAACUUAAAAAGUGAAUUUUAACCUAUUUGAACAGUUGUGCUUCUCUGUUGUCUUUGCGUUUCUGCAUUGAAAAGCAGGCACCUCAUCAUUGCCAAGGAGACCAGAGAAGUUACUUUUACACAGAUAUUGCUUCCUAGUUUUCUUCCAAAGGGAUUUUUUCUGAGCAGUGAUCGAGAGCACAUAGAAACCAAAACUAGGAGCAAGAGUAGGCCAUUCAGCCCCUAAAGCCUUCUGUCCUAUUCAAUAUGAUUUGUGACCCAUCCAACUCAGUAUCCUGUUCCCACUUUCUCUCCAUACCAUUUGAUCCAUUUAGCCCAAGAACUUUAUAACUCCUUAAAAAUAUUCGAGGUUUUGGCCUCAGCUGCUUUCUGUGGCUGAAAAUUCCACAAGCUGACAGCUGUCUCUAAGUGAAUAGAUUUUGCCUCAUCUCCGUCCUAAAUGGCCUACUCCAUACUCUGUGACCGCUGGUUCUGGACUCCCCUGUCAUUGGAAACAUCAUUCUCGUGUUUACCCAGGCUAGUCCUGUUAGAAUUAUAUAGGUUUCUGAGAUCACAAUUCUCUCCUGUCCCAAAAGCCUUCCUAAAAGCUACCCAACAUUUGUUGGUGAGGGGAGGGCCUUUCUCAUUCUGAAUGGGUUCAACCUACAACCUGCAGAAAUAAGAUAUUAAACACGGAGACUUUAAGACAUGGAAAUGGAGAAAUCCUGCUGUCACAUGGUGAAGAAUUCAUUAGUUUUAGAGGUUGACAUUUUUAUCAAUUAAUUUCCUGUCAGUCAUUUUUAUAUAAAGGAAUGUCUGUUCUAAACAGAUUGUUGAUGAAUCGGGUCAGUUUCCUGAUCAAAUGUGUUCUGAAGCAGACCUGGCUGAUUUAAGCAAUGCAGUGUCUGUUUGUAGAGGCCAGUUACCUCUUGUGUGCUGCUCAUUACAAAAAUGGCAAAUGCCUUCUUUCUUAACCCAUUCUGUGGUUUUCCUCAGAUAGCAGACAGAAAACUUACCCUGAAAUUUUUAGUAACUGAGUUCUCAAUAGGCCAAAACCAUAUUGCACUUCUGAAAAUAAAUCUUGAAAGUUGAGUGAGAGACCAGUUUACUGUGAUGUUGAAGACAAGGGAGGUUUGAAAUCUGAGUCAAGUGGACCUUUUUUACAUAUUUUGUCUUGUGUGUAUUACUUUCAAUGGAGAUAUCUCCGGUUGGUGAACUGCACUGGUAUUAAAAAAGAAUUAGUCACA